CGCCGGGCGUCGGACGGAGGCCUCUAUGGGCCACACCGACGUCGGGGCGAGAGUGCCACACGCAGCAGGAACGUGAGGCAGAGGAGCCAUUCUAGGAGGAAGAGAACGUGUGGACGAAGGUGGAGCCGGCCGGAGGGCCCGGAGAGCCUAAAGCACCGCGGCCCCAGAAGGUGCGGAGACGCCGCGGCCUGAGGCGGAAGCGUGUCGCGCGCAGGGCACUCUGGGACGCCGUGUAGUCAGCGUGUAGGCUGCACGGAAGCCUCGGAGGGUCAGACAGAAGCGACGCGGGAAGUCCGGACGCCGGAGGAGCUGCCGGAGGAGGCCCGAAGCGGACCCCGACUGCGGCCAUGGCAGAGAGGCCCGAGGACCUCAACCUGCCCAACGCCGUCAUCACCAGGAUCAUCAAGGAGGCGCUGCCGGACGGUGUCAACAUCUCCAAGGAGGCCCGGAGCGCCAUCUCCCGCGCCGCCAGCGUCUUCGUGCUGUACGCCACGUCCUGUGCCAACAACUUUGCCAUGAAAGGGAAGCGCAAGACCCUGAAUGCCAGUGACGUGCUGUCAGCCAUGGAGGAGAUGGAGUUCCAGAGAUUCGUGACCCCAUUAAAGGAAGCGCUGGAAGCCUACAGACGGGAGCAGAGAGGCAAGAAGGAAGCCUCCGAACAGAAGAAGAAGGACAAAGACAAGAAGACAGAUUCCGAAGAGCAAGACAAGAGCAGGGAGGAGGACAACGAGGAGGAUGAGGAGCGGCUGGAGGAAGAAGAGCCGAAUGAGGAGGAGGACAUAGAAAACUGAGCACUUGUGGGUGGGGGGAAGGACUGGCACCUUGGAAGGCAGUGGCCAUGUUUACGUAAAGCUUUGCCCUGCUGGGCUCAGAACUCUUAGGCCAAAGUGCCUGAGAACAUUUGAGUAAGAACUUGAUCUUCGAAAACAGCAUUUCCCAGACAUAGAGCGACCAAGAGCAGCAUCUGUUCAGCUCCAUUGAUCCGGAUGUGGUGACUUUAUUUGGCAAAAGGGAGUCUGAACAUCUGAUAAAAUUACCUGAUAAAAUCACUCUUGUUUACUUAACGCACGGUUUGGGAGGUUUCCACUGCCAGUCAUCGUGCCACUGAGAAAAAAAAUACAGAGGCAGAGGAGAAGCUCAGGCCAACCGAGGCUUGGAUCAUGGUCAGCCCCGCUGAAUUGUGUAACACUGGGCCAUGGAGCUUAUUACGGGUGGUCAGAGGGUUUGGCUUCAGGGAACUAGAAGAAUAAAGAAAUCCAGUCUGCUGUCCUUUCACUCGGCAGGAGCGGGAAUCGGCCUUUUGUUUUUCUAUGGACUUUUGGAGCCCUUGUGCGUUGUUCUUAGCAACCUGCCUAGGUGAGGGAGGGGGCCGCACUGAGGAUGUACCCGCUGAAAGCAGCAGUUCGUCAACCGAGAGUGCCAGCGUCUCACAGGGCAGGUGGACAGUCUUGCAUGAGCCUCACCGCCUGCACCGAGGGCUGGAGAUCCUCCCGGAGGGUGUGAGGCCCCAGCCCCUGCGUCUAAUCACAAGCUCCUCCGGCACAGCUGUCCCACUCCGGGCCUCUCGCCGCCUGCUGCCUUUGGUGCCUCCUUUUCACUUCCCUUCUCCUUCCUUUUCUCAGUUCUUGCCAAUCUAACAUUCCAAAGUGUUCAGUUGCUCUGAUUUCUUAGCUCUAACCUUAUGACUGGAAAUUUGAAAAAUUUCCUGCCCCUCCUUUAGGGCAGUCAGGUGGUGCUCAGGAAUCUAACAACUCCCCACUAACCAGCUGUCACUGCUCCUCCAGUGUCUCUGUUAGCCUCUUGCAGUCUUUUUCUCUUUCCCUUCAGUGCUCCAAGCACUGUUUUCAUCUCUUAAGUUCAGCACUUAAGGGAAGUGUACAGUCUGACACUGUUAAUGUAAAAAAAAAAAUACAGUGAAGUCUUGACAAAUGAGCAAAAGCUGUUGAGACGAUUAUAAUGCUUUGUACAAAUAAAGAACAUUUUUAAAACUCA
Ochotona curzoniae (black-lipped pika) is the source of this 1992-nucleotide messenger RNA. It is a transcript of the gene POLE3, whose product is annotated as DNA polymerase epsilon 3, accessory subunit. Gene Ontology annotation, molecular function: protein heterodimerization activity; chromatin DNA binding. The record is from RefSeq and is a predicted model, not a curated record. Gene Ontology annotation, biological process: heterochromatin formation; leading strand elongation; DNA damage response. Lineage: Eukaryota; Metazoa; Chordata; Mammalia; Lagomorpha; Ochotonidae. Gene Ontology annotation, cellular component: epsilon DNA polymerase complex; CHRAC. The coding region runs from base 348 to 791 and encodes 147 amino acids. The transcript has 4 exons.